Messenger RNA from Boleophthalmus pectinirostris (great blue-spotted mudskipper), 1170 nucleotides. It is a transcript of the gene lrtm2a, whose product is annotated as leucine-rich repeats and transmembrane domains 2a. Gene Ontology annotation, cellular component: plasma membrane. Bases 1 to 1170 code for a protein of 389 amino acids. The transcript is spliced from 6 exons. NCBI's taxonomy places the organism in Eukaryota, Metazoa, Chordata, Actinopteri, Gobiiformes, Gobiidae. Gene Ontology annotation, molecular function: protein binding. The record is from RefSeq and is a predicted model, not a curated record.
AUGGCCUCCUGCCCUUAUCAGCGGUUACAAAGAGGCGAGCGCGCAGUGAAGGCUCGAGGAGGUGCCCCCAAAACCAUAAACGUCUUCCUCCAUGUGUUGUGUAUGCUGGCCGCCCUGCUCCACAGCGCCUCCCCCUGCCCGCCCCCCUGCCACUGCUCCUCCGACGGUCAGGUGGUGAACUGCGGGGGGCUGGGUCUCUCGUCUCUGCCCCCCCUGCACCUCCUGCCCCAGGGGAGUCGCUCGCUGCUGCUGGCCAACAACAAGCUCUCUGCCCUGGGGACCUCCGCCUUCGCCAACCUCUCCUCUCUGGAGGAGCUGGACCUCUCCAACAACUACCUGGAUAAUUUACCGGGAGGAUUAUUCCGAGACAUGUCCAACCUGACGAGACUCACUCUGCAUAACAAUUCGCUGACGGGAAUGGACCGAGAGCUGUUUCAGGGUUUGGGAGGACUCCAGAGUUUGGAUUUGUCCUUGAACGGGCUCUCGACUGUUCCACUGGGUCUGCUGGACGAGCUGCAGAGCCUGAGGUGGUUAUCUCUGGCGGGGAACAGGCUGCACGCGUUGGAGAGAGCGGCUUUUGAACCUUUAGUGAACCUGCAGCGUCUGGAGCUGGGGCAGAAUCCCUGGGAAUGUGACUGCAACCUGAGAGACUUCAAACACUGGAUCGAAUGGCUGCUGUACAGAGGAGGGAGAGUCGACGCCGUGGAGUGCACCCUUCCCAAAGACCUUCGCGGGCGGGACAUUCGGACCGUCCCCGUCGAGAUGUUCAACUACUGCCUGCAGCUGGAGGACGAGAACGGAGACGGAUCUCGCCCCGGCAACGGCGGGCCCCCCUGUAGCCGUAGCAACCAGAACAGAGACACGCCCCCUAGCGACAACAACGAAGACUCCUCCUCCCCUUCGAAUCCCGGGGGCGAGGGGACGUCCGACUGCGUGCGGGCCCGGUACCGCCCCGUCAGCGUGCGCCGGGCGAUCGGCACCGUGGUGAUCGCCGGGGUCGUGUGUGGGAUCGUGUGCAUCAUGAUGGUGGCGGCGGCGGCGUACGGGUGCAUCUACGCUUCACUCAUGGCGAAAUAUCAGAGGGAGCUGAAGAAGAGACAGCCGCUAAUGGGCGACGGAGAGGCAGACGGAGAGGACAGAGAAGAAAAACAGAUCUCGUCGGUCGCUUAA